Molecule: messenger RNA, 1727 nt
Organism: Pomacea canaliculata
Lineage: Eukaryota; Metazoa; Mollusca; Gastropoda; Architaenioglossa; Ampullariidae
Product: GTP-binding protein 10-like
Exons: 9
Coding region: 32-1270 (412 amino acids)
Cellular component (GO): mitochondrion
Molecular function (GO): GTPase activity; GTP binding
Source: RefSeq, a predicted model, not a curated record
GGGAAGCUACUCUAAAAUUCUUUAUUUCAAAAUGGCGGUACUCUCGUGCAAUUUUCGCUGUUUGCUGCUGUCUGUCGCGCAAAAGCGGUGCAUGGGGUCUUUUAGACAAAGAAUUGAUCCGAACAUUAAAGAAAAACCAGAAUACGUGCCAAACAAAAAGAAGUCUUUUAUCGACUCAUUACGGAUUUAUGUACGAGGAGGGCCAGGCGGACAAGGGUCGCAUCGACAUAAUGGAUUUGGAGGAGAUGGAGGGGGUGUCUAUGCUGUGGCCAAGAAAGAUGCAUCUCUGUCUGAUGUUUACCAAAAGUACCCAACCAGACGAUUUGUUGGUGGAAGUGGUGCUGAUAGCACAAAGUACUGCUUGCUUGGAGAACCAGGACAAGACAAAGUGAUUGACGUUCCAGUAGGAGUAGAGGUAUGCACUGAUGAUGGACAGAUUAUAGGGGAUCUUAUAGAGGAAGGUGAUAGUGUAUGCAUGGCACCAGGAGGCAAGGGUGGUAAUCAUUCAAACAAAUAUUUAGGCAAGAGAGGCGAGCACAGAAAUGUGAGGCUAAACUUGAAACUCAUCGCAGAUGUUGGUCUUGUCGGGUUUCCAAAUGCUGGGAAAUCAUCAUUUCUUAAAGCUAUAUCAAGAGCGAAUCCAAAGAUUACAAAUUAUCCAUUCACCACAAUUAAGCCUCAGAUAGGAGUUGCAGAGUUUCCAGAUUUCCGAAAGAUCACUGUAGCAGAUCUUCCAGGACUUAUUGAAGGAGCUCAUGCCAACUUGGGUAUGGGUCAUCGCUUUCUGAAGCAUGUAGAACGAACCAAGUUGCUUCUUGUUUUAGUGGAUAUUGGUGGCUUCCAAUUGGCACAGUCAUACCCUCUUCGUUCUGCCUUCCAGACCAUCCUUCUGCUUAACAAGGAGUUGGAGUUGUACAAAGAGGAUUUGGUACAGAAACCAGCAGUGCUUGUCAUUAACAAAACAGACACAGACCCUGAUGAGACAAAAGUCGGUGAACUAAUCCAACUUCUGAAGGCUCUUCCAGAUUCCCUUCAGACAGUUCCUGAAGAACUGAGGCCAAAGACACUAAUUAAGUUUGAUGCCAUUCAGAAGAUAUCAGCAAAACGCUGCAUCAACACUGAUGAAACAAUGAAAUGUGUUCGAGAGCUGCUUGAUCAUUAUGCAGGCAAGACCAGCAAUCAAGAGACAAAUCUUACAGUCAUGGACAUAAACAAUAAAGAGUCUUUGUUGCGAAGACAUGGAGAAAGGGCUCAUAAAAGACUAGUCUAAUCUGUAAAACAUUUGAUAUGCACAGUGUAUGUGCAUAUUGUAUACAUUGUAAUAACAUGGGAAGGAGAGGAGAGAACAGAAUGUCUUUGAAAAUUAACGUGGACUUUGUGCACAACUUGCAGUGUGGGAUAUGAAGCUGGUUGAGCAGUAUGGAUAUUUAUGUAGGGAUGCAUGACAAGUGUGGUGUGAAAAUCUUAUGGAGCUGGUUGAGCAGUAUGAUUUAUACAGGCAUGCAUGACAAGUGUGGCGUACAAAACUAUGGAGACUUCCACUCAAUAUAGAAAAUGUGGGAAUAAUGAAGAUUUGUGCAUUUGUCAAAACUAUACAAGACUUCUAUACAGUAUAUAAAUUGUGUGAACAGUCAAUGUGUUUGUGCAUUUUUUUUCAAAAAUAAAUUGGAUAUGUCCUAGUCAGGCUUUCUAUCUCUGGACUAUGGUAAUAAAAUGUGUGCCAUCAA